Messenger RNA from Conger conger (European conger), 1915 nucleotides. RefSeq names its product transmembrane protein 240b (gene tmem240b). Lineage: Eukaryota; Metazoa; Chordata; Actinopteri; Anguilliformes; Congridae. Bases 1016 to 1543 code for a protein of 175 amino acids. The transcript has 4 exons. The record is from RefSeq and is a predicted model, not a curated record.
GAGAGAGAGUCGGUUUACCGGGUCACGCUUAUCUGGAAAAGGUGGGAUCGCAUCAAUUUUCGUUUCCCUUUUAUUUAUUUAUUUGUGCAUAAUAUUUUGAAACCUGAAAGAAUAAAUCAUAGGCGACCGAACAAGCUGCAAUGCAUAGCCUAUCCAACUAUGUGACCUUUGAUAACUCAAACGCAAAUACGCACGCACUGGUAUUCGGUUGAAGACACUUACGAAUGCGAUGGCGAGAAUAUGAAGAUGGGCCAUGGAUAUUUGUGUGCCUCACGGCGCUGAUGCAGCUACCGUUGCCUGGUUUUGAGUGGACUGCAGGGAGGGAGGAUCCGGUUCCGACUCGAUCCAGCUGGCAUUUUUGUCUCCACUAGGCUCGAGCAGGAGAGAAUAACGACAACCAGCUAACCGACACCCUUCCACUAAAAACCAGCGAUGAGAAAUGAGCAAGAAAUUAGCUAAUUUCCUUAUAGAUAAAUCGAUGAAUUGAUUGACUAAUCAAUCAAUUAACUAAGCGCGGGUAUCACGGACUCCUGGACCACGGAUGGUCGGGGCAGACCGGGACAGAGCCGUGGCAAUCCUGCGCUUUUCUCUCUCCUUCGCCCUUGCUGAGAUUUUUUGAAUGGUCUUGGAACGCAGCGGAAUAAAUAAUCAUUACAGUGCUGUGCAGGAGAGAAGGCCAGCUUCUCCAACGCGGUUCUGCCAGGAUUUGACAAGCAGAACCCGAUAGCACACUCGGUGCAGUUCUGAGGAGUCUAAUCGCCGCAGCGCCGGACUGGAAUCUCAGGAGAACUGUAAGUGCGUGUGUGAUCGAGGGAGAAGAGGGCCACCUCAACCUUAUGCCGCCAAGAAACGAACCCCGAGCUGGCGAGCCCAGGGGGACGGUGGGUCAGGCACAGUGAAGGAGUCUCAAUGAGCGUCUUUUCCCCGGACGGAGUGUCAGCUCUGAGCCCAGCAAGAUUAUUCGGCUAGGCGAAAAGGGCGAGAAGGAGAAGGAAAGGCGAGUUUGGAAGUUUUGAUGCAUAUGAUCUCAACGACCAUGAUCUUUAUGAUUCUUGGGGCUUCUGUUGUAAUGGCGAUAGCGUGUUUAAUGGACAUGAACGCACUACUGGAUCGCUUUCACAACUAUAUCUUACCACAUUUACGAGGAGAAGACCGCGUCUGUCAUUGCAACUGCGGAAGGCACCACGUCCACUACGUCAUCCCGUACGACGGAGAGCAGUCUCUGGUGGACUCCUCAGAGAACUACUUUGUGAGCGACAGCGUGACCAAGCAGGAGAUGGACCUGAUGCUGGGGCUGCUCCUGGGCUUCUGCAUCAGCUGGCUGCUGCUGUGGCUGGACGGGGCCCUGCAGGGCGCGGUGCGGGCGUGGAGGGCCAGCCGUCUGUACGAUGCCCCCUCCUGGUCGUGGCUCCCGCGGUUCUGCAACCUGCGAGAUCUGCGCAGACGUGCACAGCUGCGGCAGCUGGAGGACUCCAGUGGGAACAUGGUGCACAUCAAGCAGAAGCUGUACCACAACGGCCACCCCAGCCCGCGCCACCUCUGAGACUACACUUCCCAGCAGCCCCGUCACCCCAGAGACUCCUGACAGCAGCCGCCCCCCCCCAAACAAACUGCCCCUGCCCCGUCCGCUGCCCCAGAGACUCUCUGCAUCAGCUGCCCCCCUCCCCCGGCUGGCCCUCGCUGUCUCAGAGACGCCCCCCAGGCACAAGAAUUGCCCACCUAAAUCCCUCCAAGAGGAGAACAAACUGUUAAGUCAUUCUUGUUCCCCCCCACCCCCCAAAAAAAUCCUUAACUUUUGUCUGUUGUCCAUCUUGCUUGGGGUAUUUCUUUUUGACCGGGGGGUUUGUGUACAGGGAUAUGUUUUCUUUGUGUCUGUUUUUGAAAUUUGGCAUGCUCAUAAAGAUUUGGUUGCGAG